AUGGAUAGUAGAGCUUUUGUUGAGAGUUGUGAUAUAUGUUAUCGGACUGGCAACAUAUCAAGGAGAAAUGAGAUGCCCUUGAAAAAUAUUUUGGAAGUUGAGUUGUUCGAUGUUUGGGGCAUCGAUUUCAUGGGACCUUUCCCACCUUCAUUUGGUUGUCAGUAUAUUUUAGUGGCUGUUGAUUAUGUUCCUAAGUGGGUUGAAGCCGCUGCACUCUCAACAAACGACUCUAAAGUGGUGGUAGCUUUUCUAAAAAAGAACAUUUUCACUAGGUUUGGUGUGCCUAAUGUGAUCAUAAGUGAUGGGGGUACUCACUUUUGCAAUAGAACUUUUGAGUCUCUUUUGGAGAAGUAUGGUGUCAAACACAAGGUGUCUACCCCUUAUCACCCUCAAACUAGUGGGCAAGUUGAGAUAUCUAAUCGGGAGUUGAAACAACACAAGGCCUAUUGGGCCAUUAGGAAGUUGAACAUUGAUUGGAAAGAUGCUAGCGAGAAGAGACUUUUGCAGUUGAAUGAGCUCGACGAGUUUCUACUCCGAGCAUAUGAAAGUGCUAGCAUCUACAAGGAGAAGACGAAGAAAUAUCAUGAUAGGAAGAUUUUGCAUAGGGAAUUUGUCUCAUGGGUGUUUCCCCAUGGUGCUAUUGAGGUUGAGAACUCUGAGAUCAAGAAUACUUUCACUGUGAAUGGGUACAGAUUGAAAUUGUACCAAGGUGGUGAGAUUGACCAACACUUGACGAAGGGAGUACUGCGGAAGUAUACCCUGAGCUUUGACUUGCCACUGAUGGUUCGCUUUGGACCCGGUUGUAGGAUGCGACCACCUUCACCACCGUCAUCGUCUGAGGAGGAGUAUCCGUUUGAGAUUGACGCUGCACCAGGAGAACUCCAUAGACUGACACCUCCUGUUGGCAUUGACCCUACGGACAUUGCGUCUUCCUCGAGGCUCGUGGAGGAAAGGGGGAGCUAG
Molecule: messenger RNA, 963 nt
Organism: Lotus japonicus
Lineage: Eukaryota; Viridiplantae; Streptophyta; Magnoliopsida; Fabales; Fabaceae
Exons: 4
Coding region: 1-963 (320 amino acids)
Biological process (GO): DNA integration
Molecular function (GO): nucleic acid binding
Source: RefSeq, a predicted model, not a curated record